Pelagomonas calceolata is the source of this 1332-nucleotide messenger RNA. Lineage: Eukaryota; Pelagophyceae; Pelagomonadales; Pelagomonadaceae. The record is from the annotation of a GenBank genome assembly.
GGCAGCAUUUGGUCAUGAGCAAGCCAUGAUCGAAGCAACUGCCGCAGCAUCGUACCAUUGACCGACGCACGCGUGUGCAGGGAAGGGCUGCCCGAGACGAUGCGCACCCUAGGCUGGCUGCCACUGCUGCUCGCCUCCGCGCACGCCCAGCCGUCGCGCGCCGCGCCGCCGAUGCGCUGGCUGCCACUGCUGCUGCUCUCAAGCGCAGAUGCGCAGCCGUCGCGCGCCGCAAACAUAGCGGCGGAUUUACUGAGGCGCUCGCCCCUCGCAAGAGCGUUCGCCGCCGAGGCGCCAAGGCGCCAAGCCGCGCUGCAGAACUACGUCCGACAGCUCGCGAACUGCGGCCAGAGCGACACGAGCCUGUUCGUCGUCUACCACGGCGUGACCCACUUAAAUGGAUCGGUGUUUGAAGACCAGCGAGCACGCGGUGUAAGGGUCGCGGGUGAUGUGGUGCGAGACGCCUGCGACUUUGACCUGGGCGCGUUCACGGAAAUACUGGAACCGGACUCGUUCUACCAGACGUUGAUGAGCGAGCAUGCUGCUUUGAUAUUACUAGGAUUGGCAGCGAAACCAAUAGCCGCGGCUACUGGUUCAUCUAGAUUAGGCACGUGCUCGUGGAAAGCCCGGUUGAAGGGCCGGCCCGUACCCUGCGACUCGUUACAAAACCUCCCAUCGUCCACGCCACGCUCUCUAAUAUACUGGGGCCCGGGCGGCCUCGGCCCGCCCGCCACACCUUUAGCUGAGACGCAGCGCUGGGUCGCUCGGAAACAGGUGAAUGGGGAAGAUUUAAUGCAGAGGACCCUGAGACGAUUUUUCAGGGAGGUCUUUGGGUAUGACGCGGAUCCCGCUUUGUUAGCUGACGCGCCACCGGGGACCCCGCCGCUGCCGUGGUCGAACUACUUUGUGGCCUCACCAGACCUCUGGGAAGAAAUCGCGCGGUUUGAUCUCGUGGCGUCGGUCUGGCUGGACGCGACCUACCCUCCCACAACAAAAGGCGAGGAGGGCUGCCCCGCGACCUACGACGCGUUGCGACGGAAAGGUGUAUUAGCGAGGGCGCGCGUCGAGCCGGAGUGUCGGUAUUGUCGGGUGCCGCACUGGACGAACUGGAACCGGUGCCGCGUCGGCUGCCACCGGUGCUGGUCUUAUGUGUUGGAACAGCUGAACGUCAUCUACUUUCGCGCGCUGACGGACUUGGCGUACGUCCACGACGACGCGGCUUGUGCUGCGCCGAGGCGCUGGGCGGCUCCGUCGUCAGCGUUGGGGGACUUCUCUCCGUCGUUCGUCCGCGAGGUCUACGAGGGGCUCGUCGGGGGCGGCGCGUAAUUCACGAAC